AUGCCCGCGCCCGAUGCGCUGCGCUGCGUCGCGGCUGACCCUGGCUCCCCUGGCAAGGCGCCCGUUGUGCAGGUUGCCGCUGACACGGCUGCGAUAGGCGACGCCCGGUCACUGCCGGCUGACGAGCCGUCGGGCGAGGCGCCGCCGCCCAAGCAGCAGUCAUGUUCUGUGAAGGAGGAGGGCUGCAAGCAGCAGCAGCAGCAGCAGCAGCAGCAGCAGCAGCAGCAGCAGCAGCAGCAGCAGCAGCAGCCAGGCCCCAGAUCCAACUGCCGCCGCAAACCCAAAAUGUCAGCCGAGCCGCAGCUGGAGCCCAGGGCCGCCGUCAUCCAGGCGCUGGGCCGCGAGGAGCGCGCCGCUGCAGACGCCGAGCGGCAGCGGCAGCUGCGGCUGCGCGAGCUGCAGGCGCAGCUGGCUGCGGGGCAGGCGGCGCUCGCAGGGGCGCAUUACCAGGCGGUGCUCGCGCGGCGGCGCUGGCGGAAAGUUGGUCGUGAGGUGCGGGCGUUUGGCGUCUUGCGCAACGCGCGCGAGCGCGCGCUCCUGGAGCGCUGCCUGCGCGCUGUGUGGGCCUGGGCGGCGGCCGGCGCGCUGCGGCGGCACCACCUGUGCGCGCGGUCGGUGACCGUGCUGCGCGAGGCAGCUGCCGGCGCGAAGCACAGGCGGCGCGAGGCGACUGCAGUGCGCAAGGCGUCGCUGUCCCGGCGCGCCCUGCGGGCGUGGCGAUGCUGCGCUGAGCAGUUGGCCAACGAGCGGCUGCUGCAGCAGCUGCGCGCGCAGCACGUCGCGGACGCCCGGCUGGCCCGCGCCCUCGGCGGCAGGGCGCUGUCUGCUUGGCGCGACGCUGCCCGGCUGCAGCGCGCCGCGCGUGCCGAGGCGGCCCGGCACGACGAGGCGUGGGGUAGGGUGGCGGGUGCGCAGGACAUGGGAUGGAGGGUGAGAACCCCGGGUUGA
Monoraphidium neglectum is the source of this 948-nucleotide messenger RNA. RefSeq lists its product as hypothetical. NCBI's taxonomy places the organism in Eukaryota, Viridiplantae, Chlorophyta, Chlorophyceae, Sphaeropleales, Selenastraceae. Bases 1 to 948 code for a protein of 315 amino acids. The record is from RefSeq and is a predicted model, not a curated record. The transcript has 5 exons.